AAUAAAAAGAAGAAAAGACAAAAUAACCUUGCUAUUUUUUUCAAAAAUGUUUGAUUUUUAAAGGAUUUUUAUUUCUUUUUAUAAUUAAAUAUUUAACAUAAUAAGCCAGAAAACAUGUUAAACACAGUUCUUAAUGUUAAACCGGUCUUCUUACGUAGAUUUUGUAGUUAUAAAUCAAUAUCAAAUGUUCUGAAAGCUAGUCAAAUUGGGGAAGAAAUUUCAAUUCAAGGAUGGGUUAAGUCGGUACGAAAACAAAAAAACGUAACGUUUUGCGAUAUAAACGAUGGCUCUACAGUUAAGCAUUUACAAGUAGUACUACAAGACAAAUCUAACAUUAAAAUUACAGUAGGAUCAUCCGUUCAAGCAUUCGGAACUGUAUGUAAAAGCCCUAAAGGUGUAAACGAAAUAGAAGCGAAGAAUAUAACGGUUAUUGGAGAAUGUGACAUUGAAAAAGGUUAUCCUUUUGCGCCUAGAAAACAAUACGCACCGGAAUACAUUAGAGAAUAUUUGCAUUUACGACCAAAAACUAAAAAGUUCAGUUCGGUUUUAAGAGUGAGACACGGCGCGACGUUAGCAUUCCAUAAUUAUUUAGACAGGAACGGUUAUGUAUGUGUUCAAACUCCUAUUCUUACAUCAAAUGAUUGUGAAGGAGCUGGUGAAGUUUUUAAAGUCGUUCCCGAUAAUAACAAUCUUUUAAAAUCUAUGGCAAAAGAAAAUGUUAAUAUUGAAGAUGCUUAUUUCGAUAAAAAAUCAUUUUUAACUGUCUCGGGGCAGUUACAUCUGGAAACUGCAGCUCAUGCUCUAAAACAAGUGUAUUGUUUUGGUCCGGCUUUUAGAGCAGAAAAUUCACAAUCAAGGCAUCAUCUGUCUGAAUUUUACAUGCUUGAACUGGAAAAAGCAUUUUUGACCUCAUUAGACAAUUUACUCGAAAUAACAGAAGAUUUAAUUAAAGGCGUUACCAAACACUUAUUGGACAGAUAUACGGAUGAUAUUUACGUUUGUACCGAGAAUAAACAUAAUUUUUCGUGGGUUGAUAAGAAGUUUAAAGUUUUAACGUAUUUUGAAGCGGCAGAUAUCGUAACGAAUAAGCUUAGUAAACCACUAAAGUAUAAAGGAGCAUUUUCUAAAGAACACGAAUUAGCGUUAACGGAAUACUUCGAAAAUAUUCCCGUGUUCGUUAUAAACUGGCCCAAACUUGAGAAACCGUUUUAUAUGAAAGAAAUUGAGGAUUCAAAUGUAGCUGCAUUUGAUUUGCUGGUUCCACAAAUUGGCGAGCUGGUGGGAGGCAGCUUACGUGAGGACAAUUACGAGAAACUACAGUCCCGAUUACCGCCCAAUCAUUACCUGGACUGGUAUUUAGAUUUGAGGAAAUUUGGAAAUGUACCGACAGGAGGAUUCGGUUUAGGUUUUGAGAGAUAUAUACAAUUUAUUCUGGGAAUGCAUAACAUUAAAGAUAGUAUACCGUUUCCUCGGUGGCCCCAUAACUGUGAUUUUUAAAUAUAUUUCUAAUAAGCCAUGUUAUCAACAGUUUUUUAUUCGGUUAAGUUCUAGAAUAUAGAGUUUUUUUAUAUAUUGACAAGAUUAGAGAAAAGCCAGAUACAUUAUAUUUUUCCCCAUUGUGUAUUCUUAGU
Sitophilus oryzae (rice weevil) is the source of this 1631-nucleotide messenger RNA. It is a transcript of the gene AsnRS-m, whose product is annotated as probable asparagine--tRNA ligase, mitochondrial. The coding region runs from base 115 to 1497 and encodes 460 amino acids. The record is from RefSeq and is a predicted model, not a curated record. Gene Ontology annotation, biological process: asparaginyl-tRNA aminoacylation. Gene Ontology annotation, cellular component: mitochondrion. Lineage: Eukaryota; Metazoa; Arthropoda; Insecta; Coleoptera; Curculionidae. Gene Ontology annotation, molecular function: asparagine-tRNA ligase activity; ATP binding; nucleic acid binding. The transcript has 3 exons.